Messenger RNA from Jaminaea rosea, 3915 nucleotides. RefSeq lists its product as hypothetical. The transcript has 3 exons. The record is from RefSeq and is a predicted model, not a curated record. NCBI's taxonomy places the organism in Eukaryota, Fungi, Basidiomycota, Exobasidiomycetes, Microstromatales. Gene Ontology annotation, molecular function: zinc ion binding; DNA-binding transcription factor activity, RNA polymerase II-specific; DNA binding. The coding region runs from base 182 to 3715 and encodes 1177 amino acids. Gene Ontology annotation, biological process: DNA-templated transcription; regulation of DNA-templated transcription.
CGUCGUCUUUAGGAGGACGGAGGAAAGGAGCCGCCGUCGUCCCGCUCUUGUCUCUCUCUUCCAUCUGUUCCUUCCCUCCAUUCAUCCCAUCCCAUCUUCUGCUGGCUGGCUGCGACUAUUGUUAAAAUCAAGCUCGCCCGCCCGCCAGUCCGAGCCCUCAGUCGAGGGCAUUGAGGCCUCCAUGCCCCACAGGGCGGAUAAGACGACGCAUACAGCCACGACCAUGAAUAGUCAGCAUCCUCAACUCCACUUCGACGCGGCAACGGCACCACCGCCUGUUCAAGACCCAUCAUCUGCCGCUGCUCUCAUGGAGCCACUCGCCAUCAGCCCACGCACAGCGGCAUUGAACGGAGGGAGCAGCAGCGGGGACGCCGGCGGGAGUAGCAGCUCCACAGGAUGGACUUCGUCGUUGCCCCCGCCGAUGCCGCGAGGUGCUGGUAGCAGAGGCCGGCAUCAGAUGGACGACGAAGAAGAUCAGCUCAUGCAGCCUGGGGCAACUUCCUCUGCUGCCGCUGUUGGAGGACAGCAGCGGCGCAAGAGGGCUAGACAUGGAGUCAAGAUCAAGAGGAAUAGGAAGAUUACCUCGUGUCUAGCAUGCCGAGAGCGUAAGCAGAAAUGCGACCGUACUCAUCCAGUCUGCGAGAAAUGCAUCGAGGAUGGACGACAGUGCAUUUACGUUGACAACGAGUCUCCCAUCGUCGAUGAGGACGGCGAGGAGCCCAUAGCAGGACCGUCAUCAAUACGAGAAGGAUGCGACGAGGGGGGGUCAGGGCAAUCUGCCUGCCGGAGGACAUCGAGCGAAAGCGCAGCAGCCUUUCAGCGCCGCAGAGAAGGCGUACGCAAGUCGUAUAUGCUCAGUCGAUGUCGCGACACGCCAUUUCACGAUCGAGUCAAAGCAGCUCGAGCCGCAGCCGUCUCAGAGGUGCUGCUCUUGGGAUCGCCCAACAACACGGCCGACUUGCCCUGCAAUGUAUCUCUUGUGCUGCCUACAAGCCAAGAAGCGCAGCCGCUACUGGACAUCUUUAAGACUGAUGUCGAGAGCAUCUGCAACAUCGUCCUGAUCGACCUCAAUCGAGCUCGUAUCGGCUCAUUCCUCGACUGGUGGCAUGGCAAGCCAGACACGCUGCCUCCCGAGGCCGACUCCCCUUUGGCGCCGCUUGUUCUCGUCAUAUUAGCCCUCGCUCUCCAGGCACAGAGGGCCAGAAUGGCAAUGGACAACUUCUCCUCAAACACCAAGACGGCCUACGACCGAACAAAGGCAUCUCAUCACGUCUCGCUCCAUGAAUUUGUAUCGCCAGAGCGAUUCCUCCUCGAGACGGCAGGGAGAUGCAUCAACGCCUUGCAGAUCACCUGUCCUUCCUCGUGGGCGACCACCUACUCGGCGCCCCUUGAUGUCAUUCGAGCAGAGACACUGCGAGCGCUUUGGCACCUCGGGGAAUGCCAUCUGCAAUUUGCCAACAGCUGCUUCACCGUAGCUCUGCGCCUGGCAUACGCAGCUGGUCUUCAUCGAGACCCAACACACUUUCAAGGAUCUCCGAUGAGCGCCUUUGAGAUGCAGGCUCGCCGUAGCGCCUGGUGGAACAUUGCCACCCUCGAGGUUUUCCACUCCUUCCGCGUUGGCCAGCCGACAUCUCUGACUCUCUCGUCGAUCGACACGAAGAUGCCCACGGACUUCCAGGUCAUUGCAGAUCAGUACGAGCUUACUCGGACCGAGGGUAGCAAGCCCAACAAAAUUGCUCACGAUGCUCUCAUUGCCAGAUUCAGUCUGGCGCGACUGAUGAUCGAGAAGAGUGCCUCCGUCUUUGGCGUCACAGAGGAGAGCGCGGUUCACAAGCUACGCGACGUCAACGAGAUAGCAGAGAGGUGGGUUGCUGGCCUUCCAGCGGACCUCAUCAACCACAUGAACGCCGUCGACACUACGCCUUCGCUGCAGUGGGUUGACCAAGGGUCCAAGUGGCAGAGCGUCGGCGUCCAGCUCAACCAUUUGCAGCUCUGCAUGAGCGCUCAUCGCCUCGACGAGAACCAGAUCAAGGCUGAACUAGCUGGCACGCCCCUCUCGCAACACUCGAGCAAGUUUCACAUCUGCCUCGAUGCGGCGAGGAGGUCGAUCGACAUUUGCUUCAAGGCUAUUGCUGGGCGACCGGCCGCGCCUUGCCUCGUGCUGAACGUCAUUUCCUACUACGCUUUCAAUGCGGGCUGCAUGCUCGCAAUACAGAGCGUCUCCUCGAUGCCCCUGCCGGAGAUCGUUCUACCCGUUCUGGAUCAGACGCUCGCCGUCCUCGACCAGCUGGGAAACAACGAUGGUCUCUUCAACAUCGCGGAGCAGGCACAGCGAUACGCCAAGACGAUCCGCGAGCUCAGGAAGAAAAGCCCUCCGCCGCCAGAGGGUCACCCACCUCACUCGCACGGCAGAACUUCUGCUUUCCAAGGGGCCAACCAGCAGCGCUACGAGCUGCCGCCUCCUUCCAGCGGUAGGACUGCGCAUACCGAGGCGAAGGCAAUCCCGGUGCCAGGCCAAGAGAAGGGCAGUAAUGGACAUCCUUUACCGAUACAGACGCAGGGCCUGCACCCGUCCGUGUCGCCAGACAUCCCUCGUUGCACAGCUUCUGGUCCUUCAUGGUCGCCGACGGAUCCGCCUACGAGCUCGCCACUCGACACUCUGGCUCCAGGCGUGGCCGGCGCCGGCGGUGCACCACAGCACCAGGGUGGCUCACACGCCCAUGCGUCGCAUCAGCAGCCCAUCUCAUCCACCGCCUCAUCAACGUCCGACAGUCGUCCGCGCUCAAAUCCCGGAGUUCAGUCGCCUGCCUCGAUGUCCUCCUCAUCCUGCUCCUCUUCGACGGCCACUUACCAUCGCGAUCUCUUCGCACGCCAAACAGACAUCAAUUCGAUGGUGGAGCGAACGAUGCCCAACAACAACAUCUCGCACCUCUCGUUCCUCACGUCGCUGUUUAGCCCGAAUCAGCCAGGAAUGCAUUCAAGGGCGGCGGAUGCGGGAAUGGCGCCUCUUCCGCAGGGGGCGUAUCCCCCGCCAGCUCAUGCGGCCCCGUCUACUUCUUCGAAUGGAUCGACGUCCUCGCCAUUGCAACCGGCAAAUAGCAGCACCGGAGAUUGGAGCUCGGCUGCCUCCGAUGCAGGGCGUCAUCAUCCAUCAAACGGUGGGAUGACUGAUCGUAAGCCCUUCGAUACGGUCGGGCCACACGCUUUCCAACCCAUUGGCGGCGCUCAUCAAGUCAGCGGAGGGAUGCCUCAGCCACACCACCAGCACCAUCAGCCGCAAAACCACCAUCGCGUUCCCUCUGCUCCACAAUACUCCCCACACCACGAGUCUUAUCAGCCGCACCCGCACUCAGAUCCGACUCAUCGUCAGAUGUCUUACGGUCAUCCCAACCAGCCUCACGGCAACGGGUCAAUGCCCCCUCCUUCUCGUCCACACGCCCAGCAUGGGAUAAGCUCCUCUUGGCCGGGACCAGCCUACACUAAUGGGGAGGCUCAAGGUGAUCCCAGCUCGUCCUCCUUCGCGGGUCUGCCUGCCUCUACAGGACUUGGAGUCGGCCUCAGCGGCGGCGGCGGGGCAGGGAGCGGUGGUCAUUCUUCUGUCGCCUCAGGCGUGCCUCCCCACGGAGCUAUCCCUUCCAGCGCUCCGAAUGGCGCCAUGGUAGACCCCAGGGCUUGGGAGUCGUACAUUAAUACCAUUCUGCAGAGCGCCGAAUAGGCGCAACUCGGCUCAGAUCUCAGCCCUUACCGACCAUUUUUACGACCCUCUAAUCGACAGGCCAGCGCAACCCGCUGGCCAGUAGCCAAAUAUACACAUCCAUCCUUCGCCAGUCUUCACAUUUUAGUCUUUUCGCUCCUCGGCGUCCGUCUCUUCGCCACCAGUCCUAUAGUCGCAUCUUCCAUCUGUAUUGUAGUCCU